AUGAUUUCGAGCCAGUUUUUACGCCCUCUUCAAUCAUCGAUCAUCUACCGGUCUCUGGGCAAUGUGAGUUAUUCAGAAUUUUUGUUGAUAUUUUUUAUGUUUAGAGCAAGAACAUCGUCGACAGGGCCACCGAGGCUGGCCAAAAGCUGAAAGAUGCUUUUAAAAAUGCUGUCGGUGAACCGCGAGCCGAAGAUAAAGCUGCACAGACUGUGAAAGAUUACACGGAUAAGGCUGCUGAUAAGGUGAUUGAAAAGUUUGUGAAGCCUAAUUGUAUUUCAGUAUUGAUAAGUUUAAAAAAAAAUUACGUUGGGGAGUCUAAUUUUCAGUCAGCAUCCGCAAUAGUAAAAUUUUAAAAAAUUUUCUCGAUUUUUCUCCGGUAAAUGAUCAUUUUUCCGUAUUACUGGUAUUUACUAUAGUAAAUAUAUUUCGAUUUUUACUUCGGUUAUUGUUUUUUCUCAACUCAUUGUUACUCUUCUCAUUUUUCGACUUUAACCUUUUGUUCUUCUCAGGUGAAGUACGCUCGUGAACAAGCGAAUGCCAAUUGGGCUGAGGCCAAGGUCCGUGGCAAUGAAGCCAAGGGCGGCGUUGCUGGAGCCUAUGAAAACGUCAAGAAAAAUGUUCAGAACAAGGUUUUAUUUUAUUUUCUUGUGAAAUGGAUUUUUUGAUAAAAAUGUUUUUAGGUGGAUGACCUGAAAGAGGCGGCUUCGGAGCGCUACGAAACUUUGAAAGACACUACGGCCCAGGCCAAGGACUACGUUGCGGAUAAGGUGGAUGAUACCUGAAUAUAUGAGAAAAAUAUUGUAAUCUCAGGCUGAGCACCUUCGUGAAGCCGCCACUGAAAAGCUUGAAAGCUUGAAGGGAACGACGGAAGAAGCGAAAAGAGAAGCUUCUAGGAAAGCUUACGAUGCGACGGAAUCGAUUAAGCAGAAGGUAGAAUAAGAUAAAAAGUUUUUAGGUGGUUUAAAUAUUUUUAUUUUUAUAUCAUUCGAGGAGUUCAUUCAAAACUUUGUAAACGCCGGAAUUUUUUUCACUUCGUAUGAAGAAAUAAAAAGCUUUUUUUGUAGAUAUUUGCAGGCUUCAAUCGAACGUUUGUAAAACUGAUUGCUGUGUUUUUUUAGAGAAAUAUUUUUUUGAAAGCUACUCAUAAUACUAUCGCACAGUUGAUCGAUAAACUACAAUUUAUUAACUUUUCAGGAGCAACGCGCCCGGGAGAAGGUCGCCGACAAGAUUCGCGAAACUGCCCGCAAAAUCGACGGAUCCAACUGA
Messenger RNA from Caenorhabditis auriculariae, 1266 nucleotides. The record is from the annotation of a GenBank genome assembly. Lineage: Eukaryota; Metazoa; Nematoda; Chromadorea; Rhabditida; Rhabditidae.